Emiliania huxleyi CCMP1516 is the source of this 1917-nucleotide messenger RNA. RefSeq lists its product as hypothetical. The transcript is spliced from 5 exons. The record is from RefSeq and is a predicted model, not a curated record. Lineage: Eukaryota; Haptophyta; Isochrysidales; Noelaerhabdaceae. Gene Ontology annotation, molecular function: protein binding; iron ion binding; oxidoreductase activity, acting on paired donors, with incorporation or reduction of molecular oxygen. Bases 1 to 1917 code for a protein of 638 amino acids.
AUGAUCCGCUGCAUCCAGAAGUUCAGCGAGUUGAUUCGGUCAGCGGGCGGUUUGCAGCAGGCGCAGCAGCAGUCGCAGACUUUGAGCGGGAAGCAGCAGGCGCACAGGCCAGCGCACGCGCUGCUGUGCCCCGGAGGAUGCAGCAGCGGCGACCCUCUGUACGAGCUGGACAGCCUCGCUGAGCGUCACCCGAGCGAUGCGCUCUUCAUCGCCGCCGCGCUCGUUGCUACCGCCGUGGCGGAGGGCAGACCCGCCUCCUGGCUGGAGGCGUGGGCGGACGACAGCUUUGUCUGCUCAUCCGGCGGAUCGCGGUGGGCCGACGGCGGCGAGGGGGAGGGGGAGGGCAGUGAGGACGAGGAGCCUGACUGCGCUGCAGAGGAGGGGUGGGCUCUGCUGCACACCGGAGUCCUCUCCCGGCUUCCGGCGGAGGCCCGCGCGUUGGCGGCUCCUCUCCUCGACCCGGGCCUCUUCGCGCGGCUGCUCGCCGCUGUCGAGCGGCGCGUCUUGCCGCUGCAGGCGGCUGCGGCGGGCGGAGAGGUGCACGAGGCGACGGCGCAGCUCGACGCGCUCCUCGCGCUCGAGGCAGCCGACUCCGAGGACGGCUUGCCGCCGCACGCAGGCGCAGACGCGCCGGCCGCCGCCGUGACGGCGAGGCGGCUGGUCUGCCUGCUCAGCCAGCAGACGCUCCGCGUGUCGCACUCGUGCCUGCCUCGCUCGCAGCUGCAGCUCGAGCCGCACGCGGACGCGCCGCCCGCGAUGCCACGCGCCAGGCUCGUGCCGUUGCGGCCUCUGGCGGCGGCCGAGGAGCCGCCGUCGCUCGCGUGGGUGCCGACGGCGAACGCCUCUCUCGAGGAGCGCGCCGCAGCGCUGCGCGCCCGUUUCGGCGCCUCCUUUGCUUGCGCGUGCGAGCGGUGCAGCUACGAGGCGAGGGGCGGCUCUGUGGGUGCUCCGCUGGUUGCGCUGGCGCGCGACGCGAUGGAGGACGGGCGGCUCGCGGCGGCGACGGCGAUGCUGCGAGCCCGCGUGUCUGCGUGUCGCACCGACGGCGACGCGUGGAUGCUGCUGGGCACUGCCCUCCUCGGCAGCGAGAGGUGGACAGCGGCGCACGAGGCGUGGCGCGCCGGCGCGGAGCUGGCGCCGCACCACGCCCUGCUGGGCAGGCAGUGCCGCAAGGACCGCAGCUACCGCGCGGACGGGGUGGCAGCCGCGGCCGGCGGGGCGGAGGGGGCAGCGCCGUGCGAGGUGCACGCGCUGGCCGGCGGCGGGCCGGCGUGCAAGGUGGUGGUGAGCCGCUCGCCGCUCUUCUCGGCGGUCGAGUGCGAGCGCGCGGUUGCGGCCGCCGAGGCGCACGCUGCCAAGUCGGGCGGCUGGACGACGUCGCGCCACCGCGCCGUCCCAACCACCGACGUGCCGGUGCACGAGGUGCCGGAGCUGCUCCGCUGGUUCAACCACGCGAUGGCGGGCCGGAUCGCGCCGCUGCUCGCCGCGCAGUUCCGCGUGGCCGCCGCCGACAUCCGCGUGCACGACGCGUUCCUCGUGCGCUACAGCGCGAGCGGCGGGCAGGCGCACCUCCCACUCCACACGGACGAGUCGGUGCUCAGCCUGACCGUCGUCCUGAACGACGAGUUCGAGGGCGGAGGCACUUUCUUCGCCGACCUCCGCCGCUCGCUCUCCCCGCCGGUCGGCCACCUCGUGGCGUUCCACGGGCGGGCGCUGCACGGCGGAGAGCCGAUCGUGAGCGGCGUGCGCUACAUCGUCGCGGCCUUCCUCUACGUGGCGGUCGAGGAGCCGGCGGCGGCGCCGCCGCUUCCGGAGCUCUUUGCCGGCUGCAAGCGGGCGCGGCGCGACCGCGGCGACGACGCGAUGCCGGCCGGCGGCGGCGGCGGCGAGGCCGAGACCUUCUGUUUUGGAUUUUAA